Messenger RNA from Bradysia coprophila, 1490 nucleotides. RefSeq names its product inactive hydroxysteroid dehydrogenase-like protein 1. NCBI's taxonomy places the organism in Eukaryota, Metazoa, Arthropoda, Insecta, Diptera, Sciaridae. Gene Ontology annotation, molecular function: oxidoreductase activity. The record is from RefSeq and is a predicted model, not a curated record.
ACCGACUGAUAGCUGGAGUCCACACACUGGAAAACGAUUUGUUUUGAUUGAACUUUUUAGUAUGUUAAAGUGAUUGUACUUAUAAACACCAUAGUCGCACGGACAAGAAAUUUUCAGUUUCUUUGUAAUUCAACGUUUAUCGCUAAAUGAUAUGUAAUUGUGCCGGACGGGUAAUGCAAUAAGUGGCUGUGUGCAUAUAAGUAUCAGGAGUAUUGCUAAAUAAAAAUUGAAAAGCUGGUUUGGUUAUUCGAUCAAAAUUGAAAAUGUGUUGGGAGAUGGUACGGUUAACGUAGAUCGGACGGAAACUCAAGGAGUUAUUUUAUUGCAUGAACUGAUGUAGCAGAAUCAUGUUUGUGUUUAUUGAUUUUGUGUUAUCGGUGGUAUUUAGCGUUAAAUUUGCCGUGUUUCUGUUGGCCUCUGUCGGCGCCUAUGCAAUAUGUUGGUGGUUAAUUGAUAAUUUAAGCUCGGUGGUUCAAGUGGUUAGAACAUUGUUACAACCUUAUUUUCAACCGCAAGAGGAUUUAUCGCUUAUUGAUCGUUAUGGCAAUUGGGCGGUUAUUACCGGCUCGACGGACGGCAUUGGAAAGGAAUAUGCACGCGAGUUUGCCAGCAAAGGAAUUAACAUUGUUUUGAUAUCACGAUCUCAAUCGAAGCUGGUGCAAGUAGCUAAUGAAAUUGAAAAAGACUAUCCAGUGAAAACCAAAUGGAUUACAGCCGAUUUUAGUGAGGGAGAAAAGACUUACAAGCACAUUGAACGAGAAUUGGCAGGAAUUCCAGUCGGCAUUCUUGUUAACAAUGUUGGACGCAUGUAUGACUUUCCGGACGAAUUAGGAAAAAUAUCUGAAGAGCUUUUGUGGAAUCUCAUUAACGUUAACAUUGGAGCAGUGACUAUGAUGACAAGGAUACUUAUUAAUGAUAUGAAAACUCGUGGUAAAGGUGCCAUUGUGAAUAUAUCGUCUGGAAGCGAACUACAACCAUUGCCGUACAUGGCGGUUUAUGCGGCUUCGAAGGUGUACGUAAAAAACUUCACCCUAGCCAUACAACAUGAAUUUGCUCCGUAUGGCAUAACCGUGCAAUUGGUGACUCCAAUGUAUGUCAAAACUAAAAUGAACAAUUACUCAUCGUCGGUGAUGACAAGCGGAAAUAUUCUUAUACCAAAUGUGCGGACCUACACAAAAUCAGCUGUAUUUUCGUUAGGAAAAACAAGUGAGACAACCGGCUAUUGGACGCAUGGCAUCCAGUAUGGAGCAAUGAAACUUAUACCGACUUGGUUGCGAACGAUUGUGGGCAAAAAAAUGAAUGAACAAUUUCGUGAAGAGUAUUACCAAAUGAACGGUGGUGAUCCAUCGGCUUUAUCCCAAUAAAUUAGAUUUAGAGUUGAAAAGUCCUGAAUUUAAUUUUUGUAAGUAUUUACGUCGAAAUUUAGGGUUUAAAUUAAAUUGAGGUGUGCGUUGCAUCUACUUUCGUUGAAUAUUUAAGUAUUUUCGUGA